This is a messenger RNA of Agrilus planipennis (emerald ash borer), 1626 nucleotides long. RefSeq names its product tyrosine decarboxylase-like. NCBI's taxonomy places the organism in Eukaryota, Metazoa, Arthropoda, Insecta, Coleoptera, Buprestidae. Gene Ontology annotation, biological process: amino acid metabolic process. The record is from RefSeq and is a predicted model, not a curated record. The coding region runs from base 1 to 1440 and encodes 479 amino acids. Gene Ontology annotation, molecular function: pyridoxal phosphate binding; carboxy-lyase activity. The transcript is spliced from 11 exons.
AUGGGAUUUACCUGGGCCGCAAGUCCUGCCUGUACCGAACUGGAAAAAAUUGUCCUUGACUGGUUUGGAAAGGCAAUAGGUUUACCGGACGAAUUUUUAACAUUGAGUGAAGACAGUAAGGGUGGAGGUGUUAUGCAGGGUUCCGCCAGUGAUUGUGUAUUCGUAUGUAUGUUAGCAGCAAGGACCCAUGCUAUAAAACGCUUGAAACAGCGGCACCCCCUUGUAGAAGAGGGGACACUACUGUCCAAAUUGAUGGCUUACUGUUCAACAGAAGCUCACUCUUGUGUUGAAAAAGCUGCAAUGUUAUGUUUUGUAAAACUGAGAAUUUUGGAGCCCGAUGAAAAAUCGUCGCUUAGGGGACAAACUUUGCAAAUGGCAAUGGAAGAAGACAAAACAAUGGGUUUGGUACCUUUUUUCGUUUCAACCACUCUUGGAACAACAUCUUGUUGUUCGUUCGAUAAUCUUUCUGAAAUAGGACCCGUUUGCAAAAAAUUCCCCUCAGUGUGGCUCCAUGUCGAUGCGGCUUACGCAGGAAAUUCAUUUAUCUGCCCAGAACUCAGGCGUUUUCUUAAAGGAGUCGAAUAUGCCGAUUCUUUUAAUACAAACCCCAACAAGUGGUUGACGGUAGCUUUUGAUUGUUCUACCAUGUGGGUUAAAGACAGAAAUCGACUUACUUCGGCCUUCAUAGUCGACCCUUUGUAUUUACAACACGGUUACAGUGAUGCUGCAAUCGAUCAUCGACACUGGGGGAUUCCCCUCAGUAGACGAUUUCGCUCAUUGAAACUUUGGUUCGUUAUGAGAUGCUGUGGUUUAUCUGGUCUGAGAAAUUACAUUCGACACCAUAUUCGCUUGGCCAAAAAGUUCGAACAUAUGGUUAAGCACGAUAAGCGGUUCGAAAUUUGUAAUGAUGUUAAGCUCGGUCUGGUCUGUUUUCGUUUGAAAGGCGAUGAUCACUUAAAUGAAAAACUUCUUAGCAAUAUAAACGCUUCGGGAAAACUUCAUAUGGUCCCAGCGUUGGUUCGCCACAAAUAUGUCAUCAGAUUUUGUGUUACGGCACCAAAUGCAACUGAUGAAGAUAUUGAGUACGCAUGGGAAAUUAUAAAAGAAUUUGCUUCUAGUUUAUUGGAAGCUAAAGAAAAUGAAGAGGAAAUUUCUGACGGUAGAAGGCGAAAACGUUCUGCUUUUAUGCGUUCUUCUUUUGUGCGCAUGGUCAGCGAUUCUAAAUUUUACAACCCUUCAGUUGGAAGAAAGCCCCAUGCAAUAACAGGUUCUGAAAAUAACCCAAUGCAACCAUUGCGGAGUUCAUCUAGGAUAAGUUGGCCAUUAGCCUAUUUAAUUAGAGGGACUGAAGAAGAAGGUGUUCCUCAUUUGGACCAAUCAGGAUCAGGAAAUGAUGGCAGUCAUUCGUCGAGUGCUAAACAGGACAACAAGCCGAAAUAAAUGUUUUAGUAAAAGGCAAAGAAGUAUCAAAUAUUAUUGAUUUGUUAUUCCUGUUCUAUUGAAUUCCUUCACUGUUUUCUUUAUAAAGAAAUUGUAGCGGGUCACGGCACUGUAGAAAAUGGGAAAUGUUUGGGUUUCAAUCACCUUUUCUUUAAAAAUACACCUUGAGCAAAAUCGAAAAAAAAA